GUGUGUGUGUCUCUUGCUUGCAGCCGCUGCAAGUGGCACCGAGCAAACAGCGGCUUUUGUGCGCAUGAUGCACCGUGGUCGACGCACCUGUGCGCACAAUAAACCGAGCCCAGUGCCGCCUGGUCCCCCGCCGCUCCGCACCGGCAUCGUCAGCAGCGGACACACUGGAUCGUGGAUUUUAAAAACUACGGCUGUGUGGAGUUUACAGUUGGAUUUUAGCAGUUGGAUAGGCUACUGUUGGUGGUGUGUGUAACUAAGGGAUGGAAAUGAGAGAGGCCGGUGCAUCCCUUGUCAGCUCCAUUUCCCAGUGGACAACAUGAAGAAGGAACUUCCACUCGCCUUAAUAGACGGAGAGGUCCAUUACAUCAGACCUUGCACCAUGAGUUUUGACACUAUCUGUUUUGAAGAGUAAAAAAGCAAAAUCAACAUCACCACCUCCUGUUGCUUCUUUCAUUUACCCUGCGGAGGAAAAGAACCACCACUCUGCAGACAUUGGACAAUUUACUGAUGUGAUUGACCUUAAGACUGUUAACCACAACGACUGUUCUCUUGUUACUGCCCUUUUCCCUUAAAUAUAUAUGUAUAUAUAUCUAUAUAUAUAUAUAUAUAUAUCUGCACAUAUUGUUGAUAAAACUGUGGAUCCCUGAAAUUCAGUCUAACCACCAUAAGAUUUCAGUCUGACUGAGUUCCCUUGUUUUUGGAUUAAUAACUUCUUUGCAGCUAUGGAUCUUGUCAGUUUUUCUAUCAGGCUGCAAGUGUUCCUCAGCACAUGUAUGGGACUGGAAUUUUUAGGCACACCAGGUCAGUGGGCACGCUACCUCCGCUGGGACGCCAGCACUCGCGGUGACCUCAGUUUCCAGUUCAAGACGGAGGCCUCAGAGGCUCUGAUGCUUUAUUUUGAUGAUGGAGGUUACUGUGACUUUAUGCAGCUGUCGGUGGUGGAGGGCCGACUGCACCUGCAUUUCAGCAUUGACUGUGCUGAGACCACAGUGGUGUCUGACAGACGGGUGGAUGACGGCAGCUGGCACUUUGCCACUCUGAGCAGGUAUAACCUGCGCACAAUGCUGGUGCUGGAUGGCCAGGCCACAGCUGACGAGGUGCGGCCUCAGCGUCAGUUCAUGAAAAUAGUCAGUGACCUGUUCCUGGGUGGAGUGCCUCAGGAUAUCCGCAGUGGUGUGCUCACACUGCCAACAGUGCGAAACAUGCAGCCCUUCAGGGGCACAAUUACAGACCUCAAAUACGGCAUCUCACAACCCCUGUUUCUGGGAAGCCUUAAGGUGCCCCUGGAAUCAGAAGGGUGGUGCACUGUGAACCCAUGUGAGAAUGGUGGUACAUGCUCAGUGGUGGAUGGACAGCCAAUCUGUGACUGCUCCAAAACGGAGUACAAGGGCCGCUUCUGCAGUGAAGAAGUCACCAAUAAUAUGCCAGGCCUUGCACAUAUGAUGGCAGAACAAGCUAAAAGCAAAGGUACAUCUUUUUCGAAAUCUUUCCUUUUCCGUCUCUAUGAAAAGCGACGCUUGCUCUCAAGGGAAGAAAAUGUUGCCACUUUCCGUGGCUCAGAGUACUUCUGCUACGAUCUCUCCCAGAACCCCAUCCAGAGCAGUAGUGAUGAGAUCACGCUCUCCUUCAAGACAUGGCAGCGCAAUGGCCUUAUCCUUCACACUGGCAAGUCAGCUGACUAUGUCAACCUCGCCCUGAAGGACGGCGCUGUCUCCCUUGUUAUCAACCUUGGCUCUGGAGCCUUUGAGGCCAUCGUGGAGCCAGUCAAUGGGAAAUUCAAUGACAAUUCUUGGCAUGAAGUCAAAGUGACCCGCAACCUUCGACAGGUGACAAUAUCAGUGGAUGGGAUUCUGACCACCACGGGUUACACCCAGGAAGACUACACCAUGUUGGGCUCUGAUGACUUCUUCUAUGUGGGUGGAAGCCCCAGCACUGCUGACCUGCCUGGUUCUCCAGUCAGCAACAACUUCAUGGGCUGUCUGAAGGAGGUGGUAUAUAAGAACAAUGACAUCCGACUUGAGUUGUCCCGUCUGGCUCGGAUUGUGGACCCUAAGAUGAAAAUCCAGGGUGAGGUGUCCUACAAGUGUGAGAACGUGGCCACGUUGGACCCCAUUUCUUUCGAGACUCCUGAGGCCUACAUCAGCCUCCCCAAGUGGAACACCAAGCGGAUGGGAUCCAUCUCUUUUGAUUUCCGUACAACUGAGCCCAACGGCCUCAUCCUCUUCACUCAUGGCAAACCCCAGGAGCGCAAAGAUGCUGCUCGCAGCCAGAAGAACACCAAGGUGGAUUUCUUUGCUGUAGAACUACUGGAUGGCAGCCUGUACCUGCUGUUGGACAUGGGCUCAGGGACUAUAAAGGUGAAGGCCACUCAGACAAAGGUCAAUGAUGGUGCCUGGUAUCACGUGGACAUCCAGAGAGAUGGACGCUCAGGCACCAUCUCUGUAAACAGCAGAAGGACGCCAUUCACAGCCAGUGGUGAGAGUGAGAUUCUGGACUUGGAGGGUGACAUGUAUUUGGGGGGGCUUCCUGUUGACCGCACCAACCUCAUCCUGCCCACUGAGCUGUGGACAGCGAUGCUCAACUACGGCUACGUGGGCUGUAUUCGUGACCUUUUCAUUGAUGGUCGAAGCAAAGACAUCCGUCAGAUCGCUGAGGCCCAAAAUGGUGCUGGAAUCAAACCCUCAUGCAACAAGCAAACGGGCAAGCAGUGUGAGAGCUACCCAUGCAAGAACCGGGGGGUCUGCAAAGAAGGCUGGAACAGAUUCAUCUGUGACUGCACUGGGACUGGCUACUGGUCACGCACCUGCGAGAGAGAGGCAUCCAUCCUCUCCUACGACGGCAGCAUGUAUAUGAAAGUGGUGAUGCCGAACAUCAUGCACACUGAGGCAGAGGACGUUUCCCUGCGUUUUCGUUCCCAACGGGCCUAUGGCCUCCUCAUGGCCACCACCUCCCGAGACUCAGCCGACACGCUCAGGCUGGAGUUGGAUGGGGGUCGUGUCAAACUCACAGUCAACCUAGACUGUAUCAGGAUAAACUGUAACUCCAGCAAGGGACCGGAGACCCUGUAUGCCGGGCAAAAGCUCAAUGAUAAUGAAUGGCAUACAGUGCGUGUGGUGCGUCGUGGCAAAACCUACAAGCUAACGGUUGACGAUGAUGUAGCAGAAGGCCAAAUGGUGGGUGACCACACUCGUCUGGAGUUCCACAACAUUGAAACAGGCAUCAUGACAGAGCGCCGAUUUGUUUCCAGCAUCCCGUCCAGCUUCAUUGGUCAUUUGCAAAGCCUGAGAUUUAACGGCAUGCUCUACAUCGACCUGUGCAAGAACGGUGACAUCGAUUACUGCGAGCUUAAUGCUCGCUUUGGGAUUCGUUCCAUUAUUGCUGACCCUGUCACCUUCAAAUCCAAGAGCAGCUACCUGAGCCUUGCCACCCUGCAGGCCUACACAUCCAUGCACCUCUUCUUCCAGUUCAAGACCACCUCCCCAGAUGGCUUCAUACUCUUCAACUCUGGAGAUGGCAAUGAUUUCAUCGCUGUAGAACUGGUGAAAGGAUAUAUCCACUAUGUGUUUGACCUUGGAAAUGGACCGAACCUCAUCAAAGGCAAGAGCGAAAGAGCCCUGAAUGACAACCAGUGGCACAAUGUGGCCAUCACUCGAGACAACAGUAACACCCACACACUGAAAGUAGAUGCCAUAGCAACCAGUCAGAGUAUCAAUGGGGCCAAGAACCUGGACCUGAAAGGUGAUCUGUUCAUUGCAGGACUGGGUCCAGGCAUGUAUGGCAACCUGCCUAAACUCGUGGCUUCCAGAGAGGGCUUCCAGGGCUGUUUAGCAUCAGUGGACCUCAACGGUCGCCUGCCAGACCUCCUCAAUGACGCCUUGUUUCGCAGUGGGCAGAUUGAACGUGGAUGUGAAGGUCCCAGCACCACCUGUCAGGAGGAUUCCUGUGCCAACAUGGGUAUUUGUAUCCAGCAGUGGGAGAACUACACCUGUGACUGCUCCAUGACCUCCUACACAGGCACACAGUGCAAUGACCCUGGAACAACAUACAUCUUUGGCAAAGGAGGAGGCCUCAUUACAUUCAAGUGGCCAGCCAAUGAGAGGCCAAGCACCAGGACAGACAGGUUGACCGUCGGCUUCAGCACGUCCCUCAAAGAUGGCAUUCUGGUCAGGAUCGACAGUGCUCCAGGUCUGGGGGACUAUCUCAUGCUGCACAUACAACAAGGAAAGAUUGGAGUGACUUUCAACAUUGGAACAGUGGAUAUCAGUGUGCAGGAAACCAGUACACCAGUGAAUGAUGGGAAGUAUCAUGUUGUCCGUUUCACCAGGAAUGGUGGUAAUGCUACGCUGCAGGUGGAUAACUGGUCGAUCAAUGAACACUUUCCAACAGGGAACAGCGACAUUGAACUCUAUCAAAUGUCCAAAAAGAAAAUUCCUUUCAAAUACGCCAGACCAGUAGAAGAGUGGCUACAAGAGAAAGGACGGCAGCUGACAAUUUUCAACACUCAAGCAACAGUGGCAAUUGGCGGUAGUGAUCGUGGGCGGCCCUUUCAGGGUCAGCUGUCUGGCCUUUACUAUAAUGGCCUGAAGGUGUUGAACAUGGCUGCUGAUGGCAACCCUAACAUCAAGAUUAACGGCAGUGUGAGGUUGGUAGGUGACGUGCCCAGUGUGGCAGGCUCAGCCAGGACCACAGCCAUGUCACCAGAGAUGUCCACAACCUUCAUUGAGACUACAACCAUGAUGUCCACCACUACCACGCGGAAACACAGAUCCUCUUCAACGGUACAGCAUACGGCAGAUGACAUUGUGUCAUCCGCAGAGUGUUCGAGUGAUGACGAAGACCUGGAGGAGUGUGAAACUAGCCAUGCAGGUGGGCUAGCACUCCCCACAGAGCCGGGCGUCAGGCGAGUUCCAGGGCCCUCGGAAGUGGUCCGUGAAUCUAGCAGCACCACCGGGAUGGUCAUCGGAAUAGUGGCGGCCGCUGCCCUGUGCAUCCUCAUCCUUCUGUAUGCCAUGUAUAAGUACAGGAACAGGGAUGAAGGCUCCUACCAGGUGGACGAGAGCAGGAACUACAUAACCAACUCAGCUGUGCAGAGCAAUGGCGCUGUGAUGAAGGAGAAACAGCAGAGCUUGAAAGGCAGCAACAAGAAACAGAAAAACAAGGAUAAGGAGUAUUAUGUGUGACUGUGAGACUUUUGUCAACACAAGAGAAUGAAGAGAGAAAGCACUAAUCACUUAUGAGUUUCCUCGUGAGGAGCUAUGACAAAUGAUGGUAUAACAUGGAACUUGAAUAAUCUUAUACUGUGCUGAGUAGUUGAACUGAUGAUAUGUACUGUAAUAUAAAGCACACUUACUAUUGUAAGCAUAAUGGCAAGGCUAAAUAGCAACUUUAGAGAUCUUACUCUUCUAUCUGGUGAGAGACAUUAUCAGUAUAGAAUUAUUUCACAGCUACACCAUUUUCCUAAGUGACUUUUAGAGCGAAGUGAUCCUUGGCAUUAACAAAACAAUUUUGUUAGAAUUGUUAAUUACAAAAGGUCCAUAAUCUUCUACAUUUUCAGCAUGUAAACAACAUGUAGUGCUUAAUGAGGGGUCAAGCACAUGAACACCGUCAAAGUAAAAAAGGAUGCUGUAUCAGAAUAUGACAAAUUUUAUGGUUUAUACAUUAUACAAGUGUGGUGUCUUAUUUUUGCUUUAAGCAAAAGAAAAAAAAUGACUAAAAGAACAUCAAGAAAAAAAAAAAACUUUUCUGUGUAUAAAAUGAAUCCAAGGAAGCAAAUUGUGCGGUGGGCAGAAAUCAUAGACUCUGUUCACUCUGGCAUCUGAUUUAUCACAGUGAUUCUCAUUAUCUGAUACUAUGUGGAAGAAGUGGCCCGAUCUCUAGGUCAGAAGGACAGAAGCAGACUGUAAGAUUCAUGCCAUUCUAAUUCUACAGUGAAAUAUGAAGGGUAAAAGUCCAGUAUACAGUCUUGUCUAAAUGCCAAAACAGCUCUUCAUCACCAGAUCAGACGUUAGCCCUGCUCUUCACUUUGAACCCUUCAAAAUGUUAACCAUGGAAAAUGAUCUCUUAAAGAAACGGUGCACAGCCAGUGGUGGUUUUAUCUUUUUGCUAAAUCGUAUGUUGGUUCAUUGCAUAUCGUACUCUUUUUCUAUGGUGUCAGGAGGAAGACAAAUGCAGUACUACAACACUGUUAACAAAUGUGUAUACAAAAUAAAUCAAAUGUUGAAAGUGUGAAUUCUAUCUGCUGUCACAAUCAGCUGUGUCAAAAAACAAGAAAUUUGUUUACAUAUUUUAUUACACACUAGCUGUUGUACUUUGUAGGUAGGAAAUUGUACAUAUCCAUGACAGUUGUAAUUUUUUAGUACCUCUAUUGUACAGACUGAACAUAUGGUUUAUCAGCGUAUUUGACAUGAUGAAAUCUAUUAACUGUUAAUUUACAUUGAGAAGGACUUUAAUCAGAAUGUGGAGAAUCAUAUUGAUAUUCAUAAAGAAUAAAAAUGUAUUGUUAGCCUAGAGAUCUAACCAGAGAUGUUUCUAAAGUUGCAUGAAUAUUUAACUACUUGCAGUUGUCCAACAAAUACAAGGUGCCCAUCCUUCUGUAUCAUGGCUUUCUUGUUCUGGGUUACACUAGUGUUAUUUCUUUUUGAAAGAAAAUAAAUUCAGACUUGUGACAAGAAAGACAAACAGGCUUAUGGGUGGGGCUUUACAGUCACAGAAACACAAGCUAAAAUGGUGUUUUUGACUGGUCACCUCAAAUCAUAGUCUUGUUACUUCUUUAUCAUUAGUUAACAUCUUGUUUUGACAUUAUUUUACUGUCCCGUUAUGUUGCCAUUUUCUGCCAUUGUCAUUUAAUGAUGUGGAGGUGCAGUCUUUCUCUUGACUGGAAUUCACAUUUUUGUGUUACAAUUGUUACUUUUCGCAACCUUUUUUCAUCAGUUUGAUAACAAAUAAAAUAUUCUUUUUUUCUCUGAAA
Messenger RNA from Seriola aureovittata, 6967 nucleotides. It is a transcript of the gene nrxn3a, whose product is annotated as neurexin 3a. The record is from RefSeq and is a predicted model, not a curated record. NCBI's taxonomy places the organism in Eukaryota, Metazoa, Chordata, Actinopteri, Carangiformes, Carangidae. The coding region runs from base 723 to 5180 and encodes 1485 amino acids. The transcript is spliced from 24 exons.